AUGCCGAAUAACACCUCCUCCCCAGUCAAGCGCCCCGGUCUCGGCCGUCGCGCUGUCUCCUCGCAUGCGGUCGUCACGCAGGCGAACUCCAACCUUGACCUGUCAGAGUCUCACAACUCCAAAGCCCCCGUCCAAAAAGCCCACCGCGCCCAUGUCGUCGGUGGUGGCCGCAAUCAUCACCGGAACCCCUCGACCGGUAAGAAUUUCAAUAAAUUGCAGCGCUUCCAGCUAGGACCCGAGCCCACCGGCCGCCACCACCAGCGCAAGAAGUCUGCACCGGCUACACCGGUCGCCAGUCCCAAAGGUACCGCACACGUGCGAUGGGAGACUGGAACCGUUGAUGACCAUCCGAAGAACGAUUCUAUGAAGAGGAACAACUCUACACCCAUUUUGCGACGCAAUAGUUCCGCGGUUGGGAAGAAGGCCUUGGUCACCGAUCGUCCGGUCUUGAGCGCCGGCAAGAAGAAGUCCGUCGGCUUUGAGCUGGGUGAUGAUGAGACCGAUGAAGCUGAGUGGGAAGAUACCACACAGUCGCCUGAGAGCACAAGACGCAACUCGGUCGUGCCAUCCAACCACAGCGCGGAGAAUCCUGCAGUCCUCGUCGAUCCGCUCACCUUCGUGAAGCGUCCGUACCCACAAGUGCCUCGAGCUACGAGUCUUCCUGAUUCGGUGAUCAAUAAGUUUGUACGCAGAGACCUCGAAGAGGAGGGAGACGAAGAGGACGACUCAGACGUGACGCCCGGGCCAGAACAGCCCGGUGAGCAGGGCGACAUUGCCAGCCGCCUCCUCAGCCCCUCACACUCCGCCAAAGCGCCCCCUGCAAUGUCUUCCAUAUCCGCCAUGGGCGAGCAUAAGCCGGCCAUUCCAGACUCUGCAACGCUUAGUGCCUCUUUUAAGCUGGCCGCCGUCCCGGAUGCGGCUCGGCGUACCUUUUCUACCUCAAACCUUGGGCUCGCCAGCAUGCCUGGUAGCCACACCCACGCCACUUCCUCGUCCAUGGAAGGGGGUGUCUCGCGGUUCAUAGUAAACAACAAGGCCGGCCAGGCCUCUUCAAGAACCGAUUCGGACCCGAACACACCCUCCUCCUUCCUACCUCAUUAUCACCCACAAACUCCUCCCUCUCCCGGUCGCGUUGCUGGCAAGUCUACAGCCUCCCCGGCACGUCCUCGCGGCGGCGCUGAUCUGCCAUCACGAACCCAGCAGAAGUUGUGGCUUCAACGCACGGCUACCCUCAAUAACUCCCCUCCCGAUAGCCAUGGACCCUCGGCUACCGCGUCGCCAUCUGCCAUGGAUUCAGGCUACAUGCCUACUGGACAUAAGCGCUCAGCCUCUGGGGUAUUCGAUGCCAAUCGAGGCAUGAAUGGCGCCAGUCGUGCAAGCGGGUCAGGGUUCGACAGCGAGACACGACACAUUCGCAAGGCAUACGAGAAGAUGUCACUCGAAUUGAUGGUCGUGCGGCGUUUUCAGUCCCCGACGGGCGACAGCUUCACCCGGCUUCGCUCUAUAGCUCGAGCAUCCAAGUCCCUCGCAGCCCGGGCGGAACAAAGUGCCUUGGGCAAGCCUGUCAAGUCAGCCCCCUCCUUGACCCUGCUGCAGCACGGAAGGCGCCCAAGCCGAUUGGGCUCAAGCUCCGAGUUGCCUGAUCCUCAUUCCUCGACUUCGGAGGAUCCAGGGACCCAGAGCGAAUCCACCGACACCCACGCAGUCAAGUCGGCCCACCCCUCCGCCCGCAUCCUUUCUACCUCUGACGAAGCUGCGCAUAAUCUCCAAGGCGACAAUGACCCUGAAGAAUACCCGGCUGUGAACGGCAUUGACAUGAUGAUCCGUCGCAUGUGGGAGAGUCGCGAGGUUGCGUCUUCGGGCUGA
Molecule: messenger RNA, 1866 nt
Organism: Penicillium maclennaniae
Lineage: Eukaryota; Fungi; Ascomycota; Eurotiomycetes; Eurotiales; Aspergillaceae
Exons: 1
Coding region: 1-1866 (621 amino acids)
Cellular component (GO): TORC1 complex; fungal-type vacuole membrane
Source: RefSeq, a predicted model, not a curated record